Messenger RNA from Exophiala aquamarina CBS 119918, 3603 nucleotides. RefSeq names its product DNA excision repair protein ERCC-6. Gene Ontology annotation, biological process: transcription-coupled nucleotide-excision repair. The coding region runs from base 1 to 3603 and encodes 1200 amino acids. The transcript has a single exon. Gene Ontology annotation, molecular function: ATP binding; ATP-dependent chromatin remodeler activity. The record is from RefSeq and is a predicted model, not a curated record. Lineage: Eukaryota; Fungi; Ascomycota; Eurotiomycetes; Chaetothyriales; Herpotrichiellaceae. Gene Ontology annotation, cellular component: nucleus.
AUGGCUCAGCAACAUGAACACGGUCACAGUGGACCAUCUCUAGACAUGGACAUGGACAGCGCUGCGCCACAACCUGGGCCUUCCCAUGAUGGGUCUGCUGAAACGGUGCGACUUCGAAACCUCGACGCACUAGUCCGAGAUCAGGAUGACCUCGAACGAGAUAUUGGGCGUGAGGCGGACAAGCUUCUAUUGCAACAGGCCACCCAAAGAGACCAGCACAGAUUAGAGAAAACUCGCGGUCAAAAGGAAAAGUUGCAGCACCAGGUCCGCAAGACUCGAGACGAGUUAUCUCGUCCAAUUGGCACCACUCAGCGAUCAAAGCUGCGUCUUGAGAUUGACCGCAUGCAAGGUCAGAUUCAAGAUCUCGAUAACGACAUUUCUGAGAUCGAGAAGCGAAUGACUGACCGUGAAACCAACGCCUCACAAGCAGUAAACGAUGCAUCCUCCACUGGACGACUUCCGAACGAGACUCAGCGAGAUUUCUUGAUCAGAACCGGGAAAAUUACCCCGUUUUCAAAAUUUGGUCUCUCCACUCAUGGAGAGUCUUCUGCAACCUUGCAAGGGGCAUUAUUAGAUGCCGAAGAAGAGCCUGACUUAGCCGAAAGUGGACCUGCUGUCAAUGGUGAUAGAAUCAUGUCCCAUCGGAAUCUGAGACAGCCCGGAUUUGCUUCUAGUCUUGCUGAUUCUAGUCCUGAUGAAGAUUUUGAGUCUGAUCGACCAGCAAAGAGGCGACGUCUUCAACCAAGGAAUAAGAAGACACCUACUAGAGAUGAGGACUCCUCGUAUGAUGAAGGAGCCAUCGAUGAUGAGGUUACGUCGGGUCUGGAGGACGAUGAGGAUGAUGAGUUGCCAUCUACUACUGGGAAGCAAAAAAGAUCCAGCAGAAGAGCCACGACCGCGGUUGAUGACGAAAUUGAAGACUUUCGCGGCAUGGACGACGGCAAUGAAUCAGUUUAUCAAUCUAGAGUACAAAGAUGGGCAACGAGACGACGUCGAGUGAGAAAUGCUUCCCUCGGACAGUCUCAAGACGAGCAAGCCAAAGGACAGGUGACAGGAGAAGAAUUGGAGGUUUCCUGGGAGGACGAGGCAUAUCUGCCUCAUCCUGAAAUCGACGAUACAUUGUUCGACAAUGGCUAUAAGCUUCCCGGAGAUAUCUACCCUAGCCUUUUCGACUACCAGAAAACUGGUGUUCAAUGGCUACACGAAUUAUACACACAACAAGUCGGUGGCAUUGUGGGAGAUGAGAUGGGUUUAGGCAAGACCAUUCAGAUGAUUUCAUUCCUUGCAGGGCUGCAGUACAGUAGAAAGCUCGACAAGCCCAUCAUUGUUGUUUGCCCUGCAACGGUUAUGAAACAGUGGGUCAAUGAAUUCCACCGAUGGUGGCCACCUUUUCGAGUCACCAUCUUGCACUCAUCUGGGAGCGGCAUGGUCAAUCUGCGCAACGAAAGCACUAAAGAGGACAAGCUUCUUGACGUUAUGUGGGAUUCAGCUCGGAAAACUCAGCCACUCACGUCUUCUCAAAAAGCUGCAAAGAAAGUAUUGAAGCCUAUUCUAGAAGACGGUGGUGUGCUUGUCACAACCUAUUCAGGGCUUCAAACCUAUGCUCCGCUGCUAAUUCCUGUUGAUUGGCAGUACGCAAUUCUUGACGAAGGCCACAAGAUACGUAAUCCGAAUACUGCCAUCACUAUCUACUGCAAAGAACUGCGAACGCCGAAUAGAAUCAUCUUGUCAGGUACACCUAUGCAGAACAACCUUAUCGAGCUAUGGUCUUUAUUUGACUUCGUCUUUCCGAUGCGCCUUGGUACGUUGGUCAAUUUCAGAAAUCAAUUUGAAAUACCUAUUCGCCAAGGUGGUUAUGCAAAUGCCUCAAACUUGCAGGUGCAAACAGCAUUCAAAUGUGCUGAGACUCUUAAAGAUGCUAUCAGCCCAUAUCUCUUGCAGCGAUUUAAAGUUGAUGUGGCCUCAGAUCUGCCCAAGAAAAGCGAACAAGUGUUGUUCUGCAAACUGUCAAAGUUGCAGCGUGCAGAAUACAAUCACUUUAUCAGCUCCGGAGAGAUGGACGCUAUUAUGAAUGGCAAACGACAAGUCUUGUAUGGAGUUGAUAUCUUGCGAAAGAUAUGUAACCACCCUGAUCUCACAGAUCAUAAACGGCUGUCCAUCAAGCCCGGAUACGAUUAUGGCAAUCCUGUCAAAUCCGGGAAAAUGCAAGUUGUGGGAUCCUUGCUGGAAUUGUGGAAGGACACGGGACAUAAAACACUUCUAUUUGCGCAACACCGCAUCAUGCUUGAUAUCUUGGAGAAAUUCGUGAGAUCGCUCUCGGGCUUCAAGUACAGGCGAAUGGAUGGAAAUACUCCAAUUCCAACUCGACAGAGUAUGGUGGACGAAUUUAAUACCGACCCAGAUUUGCAUGUCUUUCUUUUGACAACCAAAGUUGGUGGUCUGGGAAUCAACUUGACAGGUGCCGACAGAGUUAUCAUCUACGACCCAGACUGGAACCCAUCGACUGAUCUGCAAGCUCGUGAAAGAGCCUGGCGUCUCGGCCAGAAGCGAGAGGUUACAAUCUACCGUCUGAUGACGGCUGGGACAAUCGAGGAAAAAAUCUAUCAUCGACAGAUUUUCAAGCAGUUCUUGACGAACAAGAUUCUGAAAGAUCCGAAGCAGCGCCAAACAUUCCAUCUGAACGACCUGCAUGAUCUUUUCAGUCUCACCAACGAAGGCGACCCCACAGAGACAAGCACACUUUUCAAGGAUGCUCAGGUGAACUGCUCUGCAACGGGAGCUGCGGAUGGUGCCCAUCCAACCGAGUCCAAGGUUGGAAAAGAUGCCACUGCAUCUGAUGGCCAAGUAGACAUCAAAAAACUACCUGGAAUUUCUUCUAUGGAACAGUAUGCUGGUGAGGUUGAGGAGGAGAAGCAGGCCAAUGAAGAAGGAGCAACCAACUCGGAAGCCAGGAUGAUGGAAGGUAUUUUUGCUCGUUCAGGGAUUCAUUCUGCUGUUGAGCAUGAUGCUAUCAUUGAUGGAAAGAGCGCAAGGAAGGUGGCAGCUGAUCCAGUUAUGAUCGAGAAGGAGGCAAAGAAAGUGGCCGCGGAGGCAGCAAACGAGCUAAGGCGAGCUGGUGAGGUCGCUCGAACUGUUCCGAUAGGCACACCGACGUGGACUGGACAAGUUGGAGUAUCAGGGCGACCACAAGAGACUACAGCCCAACGAGCUUUCAGCACGAAUUCUCGAAGCCGAGGUGGAGGACUUCAGUCUUCGAGUUUGUUGUCAACUCUGCAGCAGCGGCAGGCGAAUGUACCUCAAAGCAAUGGUACAACGCCCAGGACCUCAAGCCCUGUACGAUCCUCGGGGUCCGCGGCAUCAGCCUCCAGGUCGGGGACUCCAAGCCUGCCGCAGGGCAAGGACUUCGGUAAGCUGAUUAGGGACUAUCUCACAGCGCAUGGAGGUUCCGUGCACACACAGAUGCUUAUUGACCACUUCAACCGCUUCUGUACAACGCCGCAAGCAACCAUGGAUUUUAAAGAAACUUUGAAGGUCCUGGCCAACCUGGAUAAAGGAGGUCGCGGUCGUGGUCGAUGGGUGCUCAAGGACGAGUACAAGCGAUAG